CGUCAACAACAGUAUGGAAGCACAGUGUGGAAGAAAAUACUUCCUCGUUUAUAAAUUAUUAUAAUGUAUUAUAACAUUUAGAUUUGAGUGGACCACUUCAUUACCUUAUCUUUGAUGCUGGGUUGUAAUUAUUAUGGUAACACAAAUUUCUGAGCUUCCUGGGUAUGUCCCUGUUGUAUGCCUGCCACAACUUAAAUCGAUUUGCUAACAUUGUUUUCGAACACAUUGAAACCACCUGUUAUCUUUGGAGUCUGGUAAAAUCCAAAAUGUCUAAUGUGGACACUGGUAAGCAAGAGGCUGGUAUAACAGAAAAAAGGAAAGUAGAAGUUUCCAAAUCAAGAUCUAGUUUUAAACGAGAACUCCCCAACCAGGAAAUAUAAAACAAUGAAAUACACAACUCUUGUAUUCUUUCCUUUGAUGUUCUUGGGUGUUUUCUCAGAAAACAUUAAUGGGGAUGUCUCCUUAAACAUCAACAACUCUGGACUGCUUGUUGCUGUUAAUGCCACACAGUGGCCCAUAAUAUACUCUCCAGAGUACAACAUUGGCUUUCUUGGACUGGAGAAGCUGCAUCCCUUUGAUUCAGGGAAAUGGGGGAAGAUCUUUGAAUUUCUCAAAGAGGAAGGCAUGGUUCGUGAUGAUACGGUGGUGACACCUGCUGAAGCCGCAGAGAGUGAUCUUAUGGUGGUUCAUCCAAAAGCCUACAUCAACAGUCUGAAGCACAGCAUUAAUGUUGCUGGCAUCACAGAGAUUUGGCCUCUUGCACUGCUACCAAAUUUUGUUGUCCAGAAGAAAGUUUUACGUCCAUUUCGUUUUCAAACUGGAGGCACUGUUCUGGGUGGGAUGCUAGCCAUGGAACGAGGUUGGGCCAUCAACCUUGGUGGAGGGUUUCACCACUGCUCAAGGGAGAGAGGAGGAGGGUUCUGUGCCUAUGCUGACAUAACUCUGGCCAUCAAAUUUAUCUUGCACAAACACCCUGGGUCAAAAGUCAUGAUUGUUGAUUUAGAUUGUCACCAGGGCAAUGGCCAUGAGCGAGAUUUCAUGCACAAUGAAAAUGUGUAUAUUAUGGAUUGCUAUAACAGAAACAUCUACCCUCAUGAUGGAUUUGCAAAGAAAGCGAUUCGCAAAAAAGUGGAACUUGAUCACUUCACAGAAGACAAAGAAUAUUUGGGUUUGGUAGAAAGAAAUUUGGAAGAAGCUUUAGGAGAAUUUACGCCGAAUAUUGUUGUUUACAAUGCUGGAACUGACAUUCUCGUUGGAGAUCCUUUGGGAAAUUUAUCAAUAACACCUAAGGGUAUUAUUCAACGAGAUGAGAUGGUAUUUGAAAAAGUAAGGAAACGUAAUAUUCCAAUAUUGAUGAUAACUAGUGGUGGAUAUUUGAGAGAAUCAGCAAGGAUCAUUGCAGAUUCAAUAUUGAAUCUGAAACAGAAGCAGUUGAUCAGUUGCAUAGAGGCAGAAAAUGCACCACUGCCACAAAAUACAGAUUUUCACUUGAGUAGUGAUUUUAGUUAAUUUACUGGUAGAUCUUCUGCUCCGUCAAUUGAGGAUACUUCUCCAACUCCAGACAACAGCUCAAAAACAUCUUCAGAACCCAAGAAAGAGGAUUUAUAAAAUGGACUCCUUCCUGAAAAUGAUUUCCAGAUCCAGAGUUUGUCUAUAGAGCAUAGCUGAAUUCUUUUUUUUUUUUUUUUUUGACGAUCAAUAGUUUAUUGUCCGACAAGUAUAUUUAGAGCACAACGUGUAGGUUAGAUCAACUUGACUCUAGUCGUAAGCUGUUC
Molecule: messenger RNA, 1775 nt
Organism: Gigantopelta aegis
Lineage: Eukaryota; Metazoa; Mollusca; Gastropoda; Neomphalida; Peltospiridae
Product: histone deacetylase 11-like
Exons: 12
Coding region: 385-1509 (374 amino acids)
Molecular function (GO): histone deacetylase activity
Source: RefSeq, a predicted model, not a curated record